Molecule: messenger RNA, 10415 nt
Organism: Scomber scombrus (Atlantic mackerel)
Lineage: Eukaryota; Metazoa; Chordata; Actinopteri; Scombriformes; Scombridae
Gene: plcb3
Product: phospholipase C, beta 3 (phosphatidylinositol-specific)
Exons: 35
Coding region: 771-4544 (1257 amino acids)
Biological process (GO): phosphatidylinositol-mediated signaling; lipid catabolic process
Molecular function (GO): phosphatidylinositol-4,5-bisphosphate phospholipase C activity; calcium ion binding; calmodulin binding
Source: RefSeq, a predicted model, not a curated record
GCUGCCCAGCAGGCCUUCUGAAUUCAGCACAAGGCGACUGAGGAUAAGAAGACCUUUUUGAACAUGGGAGUGAAACACCUGUUGCUGUUUUUCAUCUGUGCCAUCAAAACAACUGAGGACGGCAAUGGAACCAGUUUUUCAGAUUUUUGAGCUGUUCCUGUUACCUGCUCUGUUCUUCAAAAACCUUCAAGACUAAAACAUGCAGGGAGGAGAGGAGGAGGAGAAAAGAAGAAACGCGUCGGAGGCGACAAGAGAGAGAGGAAGCAGAGAAAGUUGGUAGAGGAGCAAGAGGGCGAGAGGAGAGGAGAGAAGUGAGGGGUCGACCAGAUGGGAGGAAGGAAGGAAAGGAUCUCUCGGCGGGCUCAAGUGCUUGAUUAAAGGAUUCUGCAUAAAUAAACACAAUCAAAUGAAUCAAAGCCUAUAAUAAAAAAAAAAAGAGGAAUUAUAGGCGCGCCACCGUGUUGCGUGGACGCGGACAAGACAGCGGUGGUGCGCGCUGGAGCAGUCAAGUCCCGUCUUUCUCUCUCUCUCUCUGGUUUUCACUCCUCAUGUUAUUUCUUCAAAGUCGCGGGGAGCUUCACUAACUUUUGGUGGAAGUUUGAAGAAAAACUUCCUGUCCCCUCGUCUUUUCAUUGAACUUUCUCCCCGGAAAAGAAGAGGAGCUCCGGGGUGGAAGUGGAGGAAGGAAGAGCUGUUUUGUGCCUUCCGAGGAGUGCAGCUCGCCGUAGCCGGGGUUUAGGCGUUGGCACCCGGACAGGGAGUCCCUCGUCAUGGCCGGGGCCAAGCCGGGAGUCCACGCGCUGCAGCUCAAACCCGUGUCCGUCCACGAAGCGCUGAAGAAGGGGGGCAAAUUCAUCAAAUGGGACGAGGAGCCUAACAGCGGCCCCCCCACCUUGGUAACACUGAGAGUUGACCCAGAUGGAUUCUUUCUGUACUGGACUGGAGGGUCCAACCUGGAGGUGGAGAUUCUGGAUAUCAGCACCAUCAGGGACACCCGAACAGGAAAGUACGCCAAGCUACCAAAGGACCACAAGGUGCGGGAUGUGCUCGGCUGCGGUAAGGCUGACAGUGUAGAAGGGAAGCUGGUAACCGUCGUCUAUGGAAACGACCUGGUCAACACCUCCUAUCUCAACUUCCAGGCUAUGCAGGAAGACACAGCCAAGAUUUGGACAGAUGAGCUGUUCACUUUGGCCACAAACAUACUCUCCCAGAAUUCAUCGCGGAACACCUUCCUCCUCAAAGCGUACACUAAGUUAAAGUUGCAGGUGAAUCAGGACGGGAAGAUUCCAGUGAAGAAUAUUCUCAAGAUGUUUUCAGAUAAAAAGAGAGUGGAGACGGCUCUGGAGCAGUGCGGCCUCGUAAAUAACAAGUCAGAGGGAAUAAAGCCAGAUGAUUUAACAUGGGAGGCCUUCCAGAAGUUUCUUGACGCUCUCUGUCUCCGGUCUGAGAUACAAAGCAUCUUUGAAGAAAGUGGAUCCAAGAGGAAGCCGUUCAUCUCUUUGGACCAGCUGACGGACUUCAUCAACCACAGGCAGCGAGACUCUAGAUUGAACGAGGUGUUGUACCCCCCGCUGAAAAGAGAACAGGUCCGACAGAUCAUGGAGAGAUAUGAGACCAACACCAGCCAGCUGGAGAGAGACCAGAUCAGCGUGCAGGCUUUCAGUCGGUAUUUAGGAGGAGAAGAAAACACCAUUACACCUCCCGAGAGGCUGGACGUAAUCGACGAUAUGACUCAACCGCUGUCUCACUAUUUUAUCAACUCCUCACACAACACAUACCUCACGGUGGGUCAGCUGACCGGUCUAUCAUCAGUAGAGAUGUACAGACAGGUGCUGUUGACCGGCUGUCGCUGCGUCGAGCUGGACUGCUGGAAGGGCCGACCGCCAGACGAGGAGCCGUACAUCACCCACGGGUUCACCAUGACAACUGAGAUACCUUUCAAGGAGGUGAUUGAAGCGAUAGCAGAGAGCGCUUUCAAGACCUCGCCGUACCCCGUCAUCCUGUCCUUUGAAAACCACGUAGAUUCGGCCAAGCAGCAAGCCAAGAUGGCGGAGUACUGCAGGACCAUAUUUGGAGACGCCCUGCUCAUUGAUCCACUGGAGAAAUAUCCGCUGAUACCUGGGCAGGCGCUCCCCUCGCCGCAGGAGAUGAUGGGGAAGAUUCUCAUCAAAAACAAGAAGAAGCACCACCAUCGGCCCUCCAGCGGUGGCAGCAUUCGACGCAGAGAGCUGGAGGAGCAGUCGUCGCCUCACAACGACUGCCCUUUGACAGACGGCGAGGGGAGCCAGCUGUUGUCCAAUGGGGAGGAGAAGCUGGCUGAGAGAUUGGUCAAAGACUCAGAGCCUCGCAAGUCCAUCGGAGGUGAGGGAGAGAGCGAGGAGGACGAAGAUGACGAGCCGGUGACAGAACUGAAAAAACCGAACUCUGAUGAGGGGACAGCCAGCAGUGAGGUGAACGCCACAGAGGAGAUGUCGACCCUCGUCAACUACAUCGAGCCUGUCAAGUUUAAGACCUUUGAGGUGGCAAACAAGAGGAGGAAAUUCUUUGAGAUGUCGUCAUUCGUGGAAACGAAAGGCAUGGACACGCUAAAGAGUUCCCCUAUCGAGUUUGUCGAGUACAAUAAGAAUCAGCUGAGCCGAAUCUACCCUAAAGGAACGAGGGUGGACAGCUCCAACUACAUGCCUCAGCUCUUCUGGAACGUCGGCUGCCAGAUGGUGGCGCUAAACUUCCAGACCCUCGACCUCCCUAUGCAGCUGAACAUGGGGGUGUUUGAGUACAACGGCGGCAGUGGCUACCUGCUGAAACCCGAAUUCAUGAGAAGGACAGACAAACACUUCGACCCUUUCACGGAGAACAUCGUGGAUGGAAUAGUUGCCAAUACUGUCAAGAUUAGGGUGAUGUCAGGCCAGUUCCUGACAGAUAAGAAGGUUGGCGUGUACGUGGAAGUGGACAUAUUUGGACUUCCUGCAGAUACAAAACGGAAGUAUAGAACCAAAACGUCCAAUGGGAAUUCACUGGACCCUGUGUGGGAUGAUGAAAUUUUUAUCUUCAAUAAGAUUGUCCUCCCUACACUGGCCUCUCUGAGGAUAGCAGUGUUUGAGGAAAAUGGGAAGUUUAUUGGACACCGUAUCCUCCCUGUGUCCGCCAUUAGACCUGGGUACCACUACAUCAACCUAAAGAAUGAGUUAAACCAGCCGCUCCUGCUGUCCUCUCUGCUGGUUUGCACUGAGGCUCAGGACUACAUCCCUAAUGAACACCAGGAGUAUGCAGAGGCCCUGACCAACCCCAUUAAACACGUCAGUCAGUUGGACAAGAGAGAGACACAGCUGGCUGUUCUCCUUGAGGAAAACAGUGAGCAUGUCCUCAACCAGCCCAAAGAGGGAGAACCCAACAAAGAGAGCGAGGUCAUUCCAGGGUGUCAACUCCCCUCCCCCUUCCACAAUAUCCUCCCCUGCCAAUUGGAGGAUGUCCCCGACGUCAUCAACUUACCUACGCCAGCGCAAAGCCAGAAGGAGGACCUCAUAGCCACAGUUCUGGCAGACAUAGAGGUCCAGUCUGCAGAGGAGUUGAGGCAGCAGAAAAACUACACGAAGACUGCAAAGAAACAUAGCAAAGAACUCAAAGAGCUUCAUAAGAAACACCUUAAGAAGGUGUGGAACCUGAGUAAGGAGCAGAAGAGUCGAAACAGUCAGCUUCAAUCUGACACUCAGAGGAGGCGCAGUCAGAUGGAGAAACACCUCAAACGGAGCAUCAGGAAAAAUGAGCCUCAGGAGCCAGUGCAGCGGGAACUGACGGCGUUGGAUCAGGAGCUUGAGAAGCAGGUGGUCCAGCUGAGGGAAUGGCAGAUGCAAGAGCUGCUGAAGCUCCGACAGCAACAACACACGGUGGAGAGAGAGAAGCAACAGACACAUCUGCAAGAGGCCUACCAGAAGUUAAAGGAGACGGCCCAUGAAUGCCAAGCAGUUCAGCUCAAGAAGCUCAGGGAGACGUGCGAGAAGGAGAAGAAAGAGCUCCAGAAAAUCCUGGACAGGAAGCGGCAGAACAGCAUCAGCGAAGCCAAGAGCCGUGACAAAGACAAGGCUGAAACGGAACUGAAUGACAUCAACAGGAAACAUAUUCAGGAUUCGGUCACACUAAUCAGAAGGCUGGAGGAGGCUCAGACCAGGAGACAGGACAAGGUGAUGCUGAGACAGCGGGAAGUGUUGCAGCACAUAGAUGAGGAACUUCCACUGCUCCAGUCUCAGUUGGAGAGGGAACAGGAGGAGGAGUACAAGCGAUUACCGGAGGAAAUCUGCCAGCACCUGCAGUCGGAGCUCCAAAACAAAGGUCUGCGAAAGGACGCCCUGUUUUCCUCUUUGUCCAAUCAUAGCAGCCCCAGCUCCGGCUCGGGUCCACCCUCCAACUGCUCCACACCCUCCUACCCGUCAACGCCCAAUCGAAGCACCUGGAAUAGGAGCCUGGACAAUAGCAAUGCCUCAUUGGCCGAUUCCACGUCUUCAUCCGCCACCCCUGUCCUGUCAGAGGGAGAGAUGUCGUUCAGUUAGAAUUAUAACUUGUAAAAAGGAAAAUACAUACAUUCAACUGGGGUCUAUAAUGAUUAUAAUGUGGGAUAGUAAUGAUAUUAAUUAUUUACUAAUUUUAUUCAUUUUUUUAUUACAGACAGUUAUUGUCUACAGAGCUAUAUUAUUUUUUAUUUUGCUGCUGAUGUGUUUUUGUCAGAUGACACAUCAUGCAUUUUGUUGAAUCACAACCAAACUGUUUUUUUUUAUUUUGUUUUUUACAUUUUCUUGUCUCUUUGUCCUGCUUUUAAAGUCAUGUCAUACUGUUUUUCUUUGCAUUGUUUCCAUUUUUCUGGUCAGUAAGUUUUUGCUUCAUGCUAACACUGUUAUUGCUUUUAAAAGUUUUUGUUCACAACAGCUUUAACCACUUUUUUAAGGACUUUUUUGAAAGCCUCCAGGCUACUUCAAAAGUAUUUCUCACCAAAUUUUGACCGAUGACAUUUCUUCAUACUGACUUUAUGACCUGUGGAGAUGUCUGUGUGCUGCAACUAAGCCACUUCUUAAACACAUUGAUAAUGAAAGCCAGAGAAAAGGAGGGUAGGUUAUAGAAAUUAGAAUUAUUAAGAAAAAAAGGGUUGAAUCCUUUUUUAUAGAAAUUAUUGAAAAUCUUACAUUUUAGCUGUAAUUGCAGUAGCUGACAAGCAGGUGGUGUUGCAGACUUAGUUGUUUUUUUAAUAUAUGCUUUGAGCUGUCCAGUCAUCUUGCCUGAUUAUCCUAUUAUACAGUACCCAAACACACACACACACACACAAACACACACACCUGUCUCGCCAGGAUUUGCAGCCCCAUUGUUCAGGAUAAACCUGUGGCCUUUAACCUCCAAUCAAAAUCCUGCCAAGGUUGGUUGGGGGGCGGUGAGCAGACAUCCAUCUGGCUAGAAGGAAGUGAUGUAACACUCUCACUUUUUUAAAUGCAUGUGUGAGCAGACAUCGCUCUUACAAACACACACACACCCAUCACUGCAUUUUCUAAUGAUGUGCUGUAUUGACACACAGCUACAUCUAUUGGUUCAGAAGCCGAAAGUCUUCAAAAUCCUCAUGCCAUUCAAUCUACUCUCUGUUUAAAAAAACAGAGCACACACACACACACACACACACACACAACACACUUUAGAGAGGAACCGCAGUCAUUUUACAAAUAUCAGAGAUUACCCAACUCUGCAAGGGUAUUUGUGAGUAUGUGGCUAGAACUUAAUCUGUUGAUGAGACAUCUACUUUCGAGGACAGUAAUACUUCUUACUAAAUGGAAAGAGUCUGAUCAGUGUGUGUGUGUUUGUGCGUCCGUGUCCGUGUGUGUCGGUGCUGGUAGUUUUCCAUUUUGGCAGCCUGGAGAAGAACAUUAUAUGUUUAAACAGCAAAGCAACUGAUUAUGACUUAAAGCUGCACUAUGAAUUUGAUUUGCUCAAUUUAGCCAAAUUAUUAUUGUUUUAGUUUUAGAUAUUGCGCUGCAAAAAGAUCAUGACAGAUUUCAUAAAGUGACCACUUAGAUGAAAACAGAGCUGUAGGUCUAUGAAGUUUUUUAGAUGAAGUUUUAAAAUUCAAAGAGUUACCUCUCAUUGCUGUUCGGGGAAAUCAUGUGAAUAACAGUAGUUGUUGUUUCCCGAGUUAUCAUCAAACAUAGGAACAGCCUUUGUAAAUGAUAUUUUAUGGUGCAUAUACCAAUGGAAAUAUCCCACAGUAGCUCCCUUGGUGUGUCCAUUCAUACCAAAUGCUGAAAGAGGGAUUGUGGUGCACAAACUAAGCGGUACUUAAAUUUUUUGCUUCCUGGCCUGUUAUAUUUAUUUCCGUCUGUUUUCUGUCAUCCAUUAUUGGAGACCUUUUUUUUUUCAGCAGCAAAAUGUUCUUUGUUUGUCUGUCUUGUCCACUUUGAGGAGUAAAAUAAUGGCACUCUGUGUAUAUGUAUUCUGUGUAUAUGUUUAGUUUUACGUGAAUUUUACUACUGACCACAAGUGCUGAAGAGAUAUGGAGGAUAGGAAACGGCGAGGAAGGCUGAGGCGAAACAUGAGGGAUGAAACAAGAGUGAAGUGUUAAUUAACAAGUCCUUUCUUGUCUUUUCCCACCUCCCUCCUUCAAUGAGCACUGGCUGCCUGUCUGUCUGAUUAUCCCCCCUCCCAUACACACAGAGACCCUUUGUAAACUAUCAUCUAUUUAAAUGGAAUUUUAACAACUUUUUCUUUUGUGGUUAUUUAAUUUUUUAUUAAUGGAGGAAAGUGAAAGCAACUCGAAGCCAGAAACAGUUAUGACAUUAUAAGUUUAACUUCUUUGUCAUUAGUAGGGCGACAGCAACAAUAUUCACCCAUUGGGGUCAGCAUUCUUCCAAAUGAGUACAGUAUGUAAAUGUAUUUACUCAGCUAUCGCACUUUGGACACUAAUGUAUACAGUGUGUUAUAAAGUCAGAGUAUUUGCUUUAUACAGCAGGCUCCAGUCCCAAGUCAAAAGAGUUAUUUUGCCCCAAAAUAAGUUGAUACAUUCCUCACAGGCGGGCUGCAUUUAAGGUCAAGUUGGUCCGAGCCAUUCCAAGUUUCCUUUGGCAAGUAUUCAAAGUCACAUUCUGUGUUGCCUUAAAUAUGAUUUGUACAUUGUUAUUUGGUACUCAAGAUUUUCUUUUUCAUUCUUAUUUUUGAGGUAAAACAUCCCCUUUCAGAUCGGCAUGAGAUUUUACAAUAAUUCCUUCCCACUGUUUUUUCAUGUUUAAAUGCACUUUUAUCACUCUCCUUUUUUGUUGCUGUGACAUGGACAUCAAUACAACCACUUCCCAGUGAUUUUUACUUUGUGUAAAGCUACAAUAGAUGUUUAUUUUUUACGAGGUUGUGGAAAAAGAGUCAUUGAGCACAUUUUUGGAUAUUCGACAAGUCACAAGAAAAGGUUUUCUUUGUGGUUGUUGGUACUUCUGCAUUAAAUCUGCGUUAAGAAAAGCCUGUUAUGAUACUGGAUGUUAAAAGAUGUCACAUCAUGUAGAUGAAAACAAAACCUUUUAACAGCCUAAAUAAUGUAACAGCCUGACGUAGGCCUGUCCCUGAGAUAAAUUGUAUAAAUGAAUCAUUACCAAAAUGUUAGAGCUUUAGAAAUCCAACAAACUCAUGCAACAAUUGGACAUAACAUUUAAUGUAAUCACUGAACAGGUAUAUACUGUAGUGUGUGCAGUGCAUCACAGCUUCAGGAUCAUGUCAGGAAAAGUGUGAUGAAGUCAAACAAUCUGAGAAAAAUAUUUAUUAUAUUUACAAUUCUAAAAGGAAAAAAAACUAUAUAAAAAUAAAUGUGGAACAUACCAAAAUAACUAUAAAUAGGCUAUUUCAAGUCUGUUUUUUGUGUUCUGUAGACGUUCAACUGUACUGUAGAAACACAUAUUAAACGUAUCAUAUACCAGGAGACGAAAGAAAGCAACACAGUUUACCGGUGGAACUGCUGGAUUAAAUUACGUAUACCAUUAUGUUCAAUAGAUACUGUCUGUCUUGUUUGAAUCACUCUAAUAUGUUUUAAUUGUGGCAUUUUAGGAAUUUUUGCCUUAAUGCCAAGAACUGACACCAUGGAUCAGCAUGCAGCUGUUAGCUCUGAGACUGGAAUUAGUGGUAAAAUGUAAAAGCGCUGCUCUAAUACUGGAUUGUUAGUUAGAUAUAAUAACUAGCUUGAUUUGUAAAACAGAAAAAAGUACUUUAAUUGAAUUGACUUUCAGUGGCACCAAAUCUCUUUUCCUGUGAGAUCUUGAGUGCAACUUGUUUCUUUAGUUCAUUUUAAAAAUUCAGCUGUUGAUUAACAUCAGGCUUAAAGCUGCACUAAUCAAUAUUUUUAUAUUACCAAUGGAUCAAAUUACUGUGUGUAAUAUGAAAGGGGUCACUGGUUGUGAUGAGCCCACAGAGAAUAAUAACCUGACUCUGCAGUUCCUCCCAGCAUUUUAGCGUCUUUCAGCUAAUUGUUUAGGUUUUGUCGACCACAAUUUUAAUGUUUUGUUUGACUCUCAGCACACAAAAUUAGCAAUUAUCUGGUGAAUGUGUAGUGGAGCAUUUGGCAGCUAUAAAGCCAGAUAUUUUCUCAGGACUUGGCACAGACCAAAAUAUGAAGCCUACAAGGAGAGUGAAUAUUGGACUUGUCAAGUUGUGAAAAACACAACUCCAAAUGAGUGCCAAUGUUACUCUGUGUCUACUGGAUCUGUAAAUAGGCAGCUGUUUGCUAUAUUAAAGGGAAAAUUCACCGCCGUGAAUGUAAUGGUUUCUUACAACUAUGUCACCCGUGUAGUAGAAAUUUGAAAUUUGAAAUUGGUGCCCUAUAACCAGAGAAAACUGAGAAAAGGCUGUAGAUUUCCCAUAUUGCUUUUAAGGGGGAUUCCUACAACUACCAGAAUGCAUUGCGUGCAGUGCCGUUUAUGGAAUUAACGUGGCGAUUACGUUUCCCAGCAGAGCAGCCGGUUAGCAGAGACAAAGUAUUAUAUAUCUCUAUACUGAGGCUUGUUUUCAUUCACAAAACAUUAUGCCUCAUCAGACUGGAUACAUCGUACUGGUAUCCAAGCAUCAUAAAACUUAACUGCAGUCAGUUAAGUGGAUAAUUGUAAACCUACUGAGAGUUACACGUGAAUACUGCUAGAGAGAAACAAUCGUGGGUGAAAAACUGUAAGCAAACACUGAUAUGUUUGACGGCACUGGUGCUGGAUGAACAACAGAUUUUGCAGCUGCGCCCCAGAGACACAGAGAACGUCGGCAACAACUGUUGUUGUUUUUCACACUAUAUCCCUAAUUUGGGUAACUACGUUUGAAAAUCGGCAAAAUGGCCCUUUAGCUUUUUCAGCUGAUAAAAUGUCAGUAUUGAGUCUACAGCUGGUUGCACUGCCAAUGAGUAGAAAACAUCAAUUCAUAUUUCUCAAAUGAGUUUCUAUUUUAUUUUCAGCACUAUACCUGCCAUGCAUUAUAACAAUGCAACAUGUGGAUUCAUCUGUGACAACUUAGCAUUACUGAACAUACUAAUUGCUGAAAAGCUUUAGCAUGUACAACCAGAGCGAUCUAACAGUCACAGAAGUCCUAAUCCUGGAUUCAGUGCUACUGUCUGAUUUUGUGCAAGAUCAGUAAAUAUCCCAGAAAGCUAGUAUAGUCCCUACAACCCUAAUUGGAUAUCUUGUAAACUUCCAUUUUUAACCAUGACAGUACUGUUUCCUACACCCGCAAAUUGGCCUGUGCUUCCUUGGCAGACAGUGAGCUGAUAGAGGAGCGCAGUCAGUAUGCUAAUGCCGUUAGCUACUUUCCUUCUACCAGAAUGAAGCCUGGGGGUUGUUUCCUGUCUGCCAUGAGCUUUAACCUUUGUUAUAUCUGUCCUGUUUAUGUUGAAAACACACAUUUAAACGGACACGCACAAUAUCCCACUCUGACACAAACACAGCAGCCUGCCAUUUGAAACUAUGUUCACUUCAGCAUUACACACACAAACACCCCUUGACUUAACUCUUAUUAGACAUUUGGUGUGCCUAGCCUGCCUCCGGCCCACCCAGAGGCCUCUGGCUGUCAUGUCUUCUCUCUCUCUCCCUUUCAUUUUCUCUCUCUAUCCCAAUGCCACGUUUUCUUCCCUCCAGUUUCAUCCAAUAAUUAGACCAUCUUUUACUUUUGGAUUAGUUAAAUUAAUUAAAAGCAGCAGCCGUGUUUGUUUGUAUACUUCAGAUAAUGAGAGACUAGAAGCAGCAUGCAACAUACAUUAGACAGGACAUGCAAUGAGUUUUGUUGACGCUGUAUAUGUACAGUAUAUGACUGUCGGAUAUAAAGGGAAUACUCUAUAAUGAGUCAGAUGUAAUAUUUUAUUGUUCCUUCAUAAUUAAUUAGUACAUGACUGAAGAUUCAGUAAUAAAUUUCGAUGGCCUCUAAACAGAGCUGAACCUCGA